Molecule: messenger RNA, 4223 nt
Organism: Anolis sagrei ordinatus
Lineage: Eukaryota; Metazoa; Chordata; Lepidosauria; Squamata; Anolidae
Source: RefSeq, a predicted model, not a curated record
UAAAGGGAAAAGAGGAUAGUAUUGGAAAUAAAGGAGGUUUGCAGCUUCUUGUUUAAUUUUCUGCUUCUUUCUUGAACAGGGAAAUGAAGACCCCAUGAAGUCACCUUCGGCAUGAGAAGAAAACAUCAGCAUCUAGUGGAUAUUUCGGAGUUUGGAAACCAACACGCAAUAACGAAAGACAUCCCAUCGGAAGAAGAAACCCUCUCGAGGUGCUGCUCUUGUGGAACUCACUUUUGAUCAGAAAGAAAAAGGGAAGACUGAAGUGUCCAUAUUGCAAUUAAUUGUAUACAUAACUGCCAACAUGGAGAAGAAACCCCAUACAUGUCUUGAGUGUGGAAAGAGCUUCACUCAGGGUGGAAGUCUACGUUCACAUCAACGGAUUCACAGUGGGGAGAAACCCUAUAAAUGCCAGGAAUGUGGACAGAGCUUUACUGAGAGUGGACAUCUACGUAAACAUCAAAGGAUUCACACUGGAGAGAAACCCUAUAAAUGCCCAGAGUGUGGAAUGUGCUUCAGUCAUAGUUCAAUUCUGAAGAAUCAUAAAAGGAUUCACACUGGAGAGAAACCCUUUAAAUGCCCAGAGUGUGGAAAGAGCUUCACUCAUAGUUCAGGUUUGUAUAAUCAUCAAAGGAUUCACACUGGAGAGAAACCCUAUACAUGCUUGGAGUGUGGACACAGUUUCGCUAAGAGUACAAGUCUACUUUCGCAUCAAAUGACUCACACUGGGGACAAACCAUUUAAAUGCCUAGAAUGUGGUCAGUGCUUUACUAGGAGUGGAAAUCUACGUUCCCAUCAAAGGACUCACACUGGAGAGAAACCCUAUACAUGCCCAGAAUGUGGAAAGUGCUUCAAUCAUAGUUCAAGUCUGCAUAAACAUCAAAGGAUUCACAGUGGGGAGAAACCCUAUACAUGCCUGGAGUGUGGACAAAGCUUCGCUCAGACUUCAACUCUACAUUCACAUGAAAGGACUCACACUGGGGAGAAACCCUAUAAAUGCCUGGAAUGUGGAGAGAGCUUCAUUCAGAAAGGAGCUCUACAUUCACAUCAAAGGACUCACACUGGGGAGAAACCCUAUAAAUGCCUGGAAUGUGGAGAGAGCUUCACCGAGAGUGGAACUCUAUGUUCACAUCAAAAGACACACAUUGAGGAGAAACCCUUUAAAUGCCCAGAGAGCGAAAAGAGCUUCCCUCAUAGUUCAAGUGUGCAUAAACAUCAAAUAAUUCACAGUGGGGAGAAACCCUAUAAAUGCCCGGAGUGUGGACAAAGCUUCACUCAGAUUUCAACUCUGCAUUCACAUCAAAGAACUCACACUGGGGAGAAACCCUAUAAAUGCAUGGAAUGCGGAGAGAACUUCACUGAGAGUGGAGAUCUACUAAGACAUCAGCGGACUCACGCUGGGGAGAAACGUGAUAAAUGCCUGGAAUGUGGACAGAGCUUCACUGAAAAUGCAACUCUAUGUUCACAUCAAAGGACUCACAUUGAAGAGAAACCCUUUAAAUGCCCAGAGUGCGAAAAGAGCUUCACUCAUAGUUCAAGUCUGUAUAAUCAUCAAAAGAUUCACACUGGGGAGAAACCCUAUACAUGCCUGGAGUGUGGUCAGAGCUUCACUAAGAGUUCAAGUCUACUUUCGCAUCAAAGGACUCACACUGGGGAGAAACCCUUUAAAUGCCUAGAAUGUGGACAGAGAUUCACUGAGAGUGGAGCUCUGCGUUCACAUGAAAGGACUCACACUGGGGUGAAACCCUAUAAAUGCCUGGAGUGUGGACAGACCUUCGCUCGGACUGGAAAUCUACGUAGACAUCAAAGAACUCACACUGGGGAGAAACCCUAUAAAUGCCCAGAAUGUGGAAAGUUCUUCAGUCAUAGUUCAAGUCUGCAUAAACAUCAAAGGAUUCACACUGGGGAGAAACCCUAUUCAUGCCCGUAGUGUGGGCAGAGCUUCACUCGGAAACCCAAUCUACAUACUGGGAGAAACCUUAUAAAGGCCCGGAGUGUAGAAAGACUUUCAGUUCUAGUGCAAAUCUAUGUUCACAUCAUAGGACUCGCACUGGGGAGAAGUUUUAUAAAUACCUGGAGUGUGGACAGACCUUCACUCAGAGCAGACACCUAUGCAAACAAGAAAGGACUCACACUGGAGCAAAACCCUAUUCAUGCCCUUAGUGUGGACAGAGCUUCACUCAGAAUCCCAAGCUACAUAUACAUCAAAGGAUGCAAACUGGAAGAAACCUUAUAAGUGACUGCAGUGUAGAAAGACUACAGUUCUAGUGCAAACCUACAUUCACAUCAGAAGACUCACACUAGGGAGAAACUCUAUACAUGCCAGGAAUGCGGACACCGCUUCAAUGAAAACAGAGAUCUAAAGAGACAUCAUAGGACUCACACUGGGGAUAAAGCCCUAUAAAUGCCAGGAGUGUGGGCAGACCUUCACUAGGAGUGGGGAUUUAAAGAGACAUCAGAGGACUCACUGGGGAGUAAACCCUAUAAAAGCCAGGAGUGUGGACAGAGCUUUGCUCAUAGUGAAAGCCUAUGUUCACAUGAAAGAACUCACACUGGAGCAGAACCCUAUUCGUGCCUUUACUGUGGACAGAGCUUCACUCAGAAACCCAAUCUACAUACUGGUAGUAAAAUACAUCAAAGGAUGCAAACUGGGAAAUACCUUAUAAAUCCCUGCAGUGUAGAAAGACUUUCAGUUCUAGUGCAAAUCCAUGUUCACAUCACAGGACUCACACUGCGGAAAAGGCUUAUAAAUAGCUGGAGUGUGGACAGAGUUUCACUCAGAGGGGAAAUCUACAUUCACAUCAAAGGACUCACGCUGAGGGAAAACCCUACAAAUGCCUGGAGCGUGGAAAUAAUUUCACUUAUAGUGCAAGCCUACGUUCACAUCCUAGGACUCAGACUGGGGAGAACCCCUAUAGAUGCUUGGAUUGAUGACAAAGCUUCACUGAAAGUGGAAGUCUAUGUUCACACUACAGGACUCACACUGGGGAAAAACCAUCUACAUUCAUGGAAGGAAUAUGUUUCUUAAGAAUUCUGGAUGGUUUUCUAGAAAGAAGAUUUGAAAGAUUGCUAAACUAUAUGAUAUUUGCAGCACGAAUCCUAUAUCCUCAGAGAUAGAAGGAAGAAGAUAUCCCAAGUCAAGCGAACUGACUGAUGAAGAUGUGCAAAGUAGCAGAUACCAAGGAACUCAUGCUGUCGAUUUAGGAGAAAAAAAUGGUCACUUUCAAGAAACAGUGGGAUUUAAAUUCACUCAUUCCUGACCACAUGAGGCCUCCCUUCUCUUCGGAGGGGACGAGGGGGGACUCUGGCCUCAUGAGUGGCGUCCUGGCCGUUGGGAGGAAGGAAACUCCGCAUUCCAGGUGGACGAAGGGAGGAAACGGAGAUCAGUUGUUCUCUGAAAUUGUGGUGUGUUUCCAUGCUCAAUGUCCUUGGACUGUGAUGCAGCUCGUGACAUAGAGCCUGGUGAGAAUAUAUCCAGCCACAAGGAAAGGGGGGGAAGGAAGGGGCAGAGGGAGGGCGGUCUGCUUGGGAAGGAAGCCCGGAUUCUGUGAGACUAGAAAGACCUCUGGGGAGGGGGGGAGACCUGGUAUCCAGCGAGGACUCCCAGUUGGACGUGAGGCGGAGAAGAGCGGGCCAUACUGCAGACGUCUGUCAAAGACGCUUCCAUUUUGGGUGAGAAGCCCAACAGCUCAGGCCCUGGGAGAGAGGGAGGGCAGAGCCCCCUUCCUCUUUCCCUCCCUGGGGGUCCCAAAGGCCUAAGGAAUGGCAGGAAUGUGCUGGAUCUCUCAUGAAAAGGGAAAGAAAGAGGGGCCCAGAAGAAGGCCCUGGGUGAGCAGAGGUGGGUCUGAAUAUCAUCAGCCUUUAUCCCAUUUUGGGGGUUCAAACACAGCUGAAUUAAUCCAACAUUAUCUGCUUUGAACGGGAAUAUCUGGCAGUGUGAACUCAGCUAUCCCAGUUGUGGGAUUUUGUGCCUUGAUCUUCAGGGUUAGAUGGCUGUGUGAAAGGGCCCAGGGAAAGGCCCAGAAGGAAACCUCAUCCGUGGGGAGAAGAAGGCCUUCCUCCUCCUCCUCCUCCUGACCUUGCUGUGUCCAUUCCUCUCCAUUUCCUGCAUCUAGAAACCCACUGAGGAAGGAGGGAGGCUUUGAAGGGGGCCUUUGGGAGGAGAGAGGGAAGGGCUCCAAAGGAGGCUUUUGUUGGGAGAGGUCUCCUCCUGGGGACGGGGACAG